AUGAAGAAAUUUAGUUUUCACAAAGUUUUGGAUGGUUUAACUUCAUCUCCUAGUGGAAACUGCAGUAAUAGUAGCAGUGGCAGUGGGCCUGGAAGGAACUCUGGGAACUCCGGAGAGGCUGCAGGGACACCCAGGGAUGAAAUUCAGGAAAGGCUGACCUCAGACUACUUUCGGAUAAGCAAGACAGUUCGUCAUGGAUUUCCAUAUCUGCCCACUGUCUUAGCUUUUGACCCAGUUCAAAAGAUUCUGGCUGUUGGAACAAGAACAGGUGCAAUACGAAUAUUGGGCAGGCCAGGUGUUGAUUGCUAUUGUCAGCAUGAAAGUGGUGCUGCUGUUCUGCAGCUUCAAUUUUUAAUUAACGAGGGUGCUUUGGUUAGUGCAAGUUCAGACGACAUGCUUCAUUUGUGGAAUCUAAGACAGAAACGGCCAGCAAUUCUUCAUUCCCUGAAAUUUAAUCGAGAACGGAUUACUUUCUGUCAUCUACCUUUCCAAAGCAAGUGGCUCUAUGUUGGAACAGAGAGGGGAAAUACACAUAUUGUAAAUAUUGAAUCGUUCAUACUUUCUGGAUAUGUUAUCAUGUGGAACAAGGCUAUAGAACUAUCAACGAAGAUUCACCCUGGGCCUGUUGUACAUCUAAGCGAUAGCCCAAGAGAUGAAGGGAAAUUAUUAAUAGGUUAUGAAAAUGGGACCAUAGUAUUAUGGGAUUUGAGAUCAAAAAGAGCAGAUUUAAGAGCAUAUUAUGAUGAGGCUAUUCAUUCAAUGGGAUGGCAUCAUGAAGGGAAACAAUUUAUGUGCAGUCAUUCUGAUGGCAGUUUAACUCUAUGGAAUCUAAAAAGUCCCAGCCGGCCUUUCCAGAUAAUCAUUCCUCAUGGUAAGAUAUAUCCAUUGUUGCUGGCAUAUGGAAGUGACCCUUUUAUCAUUUUUUCUGGUGGACUUUCUUAUGAUAAACCUUGGCGAAGGCCAGAGCUGACAAUCAUGCAUGGAAAAGCAAUUACAGUGCUUGAAAUGGAUCACCCUGUGGUUGACUUUUUAACUCUUUGUGAAACUCCAUACCCAAAUGAAAUUCAAGAACCCUAUGCUGUUGUUGUACUAUUGGAAAAAGACCUAAUUGUUGUUGACCUGACUCAAAGCCAUUUUCCCAUUUUUGAAAAUCCUUAUCCCAUGGAUAUUCACGAUUCACCUGUUACCUGCACAGAAUACUUCGCUGACUGUCCUCCAGAUUUGAUUCCUGUGCUAUAUUCUGUAGGUGCAAAACAUAAAAAGCAAGGAUAUAGCAAUAAGGAGUGGCCUAUCACUGGUGGAGUAUGGAACCUAGGAUCACAAACAUAUCCUGAGAUUAUUAUUACAGGUCAUGCCGAUGGAUCAGUAAAAUUUUGGGAUGCUUCUGCCAUCACACUGCAAAUGCUGUACAAGUUAAAAACUUCAAAAAUAUUUGAAAAACGGAAGUUGGAAGGCAAGCCAUCAGCAGAUAUGAUAGAAGAGGACCCUUAUGCAAUCCAGUUAAUGUACUGGUGUCCUGAAAGUAGAAUAUUUUGCAUAGCAGGUGGCUCUGCAUAUGUUAUCGUUUAUAGAUUCAGCAAACAUGAAGUUAAUACUGAAAUAUCGUCUUUAGAGGUACAGCUCCAGAGUGAGAUAGAAGAUACCAUUAGUCCUGAAGCAGAAAUUAUGACUCCAUUAGCCGAUGCCUCUUUGGAUUUUUCAUCUUUAAAAGACCUCUCAGGCAAUUGCAAUACUCCAUCUGAGCGAACAAUGGAUUGUAGUCCAUUUCUCAGUGUGAAGACUCAUGCUGUAAGAAUGCCUCCUGGUUAUCAGGCAGAACUUGUUAUUCAAUUGAUGUGUGUAGAUGGUGAACUUCCUCAACAAAUAACCAGCCUAGCAGUGAAUUCAGCCUAUGGAUUAGUUGCAUUUGGAAACUGCAAUGGUCUGGUUGUUGUAGAUUUUAUGCAGAAGACUAAACUGCUGAGCAUAGGAAGCUUUGACCUCCACGGAUUGAGUGAUCCCUAUCAGCGCCAGCCUCGUUCUCCUCGCAGAAGCAAGCAGUUUAGUGCAGGUGUCACAGAGGUACCCGAUGGUUCACUUCCAAUGGAGCUGGAGAGGUGCAGGUCCCCCACAGCUUCAGAUUCUGUAAAUGGACACUGUACAAAUCCAACUUCCCUAACUUACAGUUCUGGAAAACGGCUGUCCAGUGCAGAUGUUUCCAAAAUCAAUCGUCGCGUUCCUGGGAAACCUCCAUUUAGGAAAGCACAAUCUGCUGCUUGCAUGGAGAUCUCUUUGCCCAUCACAGUGGAAGAAAACAGAGAGAACUCAUUCAGUCCUUCUCGAAGUUCUAGUAUCUGCAGUAUUGACAAAGAAUCUAAGGAAGCAAUCACAGCUUUAAAUUUCAUGGAGUCAUUUUCACAGAAAAAUGACGCAUCUCUGUCUCCUUGCCUCUGGGUUGGAACAGGUCUGGGUGUAGUCUUGACUCUUUCCCUUCACCUUCCCACUGUCGAUGAAUUAAGGCAAUCAGAGCCAGUAACAAUUUCGCUCAGUGGUACAGUUCUAUCACUAAAGGGAGCAGUGUUAACCUUUGCUUGCUUGGACUGCAUGGGAACAUUCAUACAUCCUCCCUAUGAAGUAUGGAGAGAUCCAAAUGCCACUGAGGAUAGCGAAAGAACCAAUAAAAGGAAACUUGUCCUUCAUUCUUCAUGCUCCCAGAACACAAGAGACCAUCAGUUUGCCAUUAUCUGCUCAGAGAAACAAGCCAAAGUAUUUUCAUUGCCUUCCCAGAUAUGCCUCUAUGUUCACAACAUCACAGACACAUUAUUUUUGCGAGCAGAUGCAGUGACCUUCUGUAACAGUGUUUGCUUGGCAUGCUUUUGUGCCAAUGGGCAUAUCAUGAUAUUGAGUUUACCCAGCCUCCGUUCGCUGCUAGAUGUGAAUUACUUGCCUGAAACAAAUACAAGGAUUUCCCGGACCUUUUGUUUUACCAAUGAAGGACAAGCUUUGUAUCUUGGUUCUCCAACAGAAGUCCAGCGACUGAACUACAGCCAGGAAAUGUUUGACAAUCUGCAGGACAUGCUUGGUGAUUUGUUCAUUCCCAUGGACACACCAGAAGCCCAAUACAGAGGUUUUCUGAAGGGGCUGUUUGGUGGAACUGGUGGAACACUUGACCGAGAAGACCUGUUUGGCGAAGCAACAUCAGGAAAAGCAUCUCGUACUCUUGCUCAGCAUAUUCCUGGAUCAAUUGAGGGUAUGAAAGGAGCUGCAGGAGGUGCUAUUGGAGAUCUGGCUCGUGCACGCCUCGCUCUUGAUGAAAGGGGACAAAAACUUGGAGAACUAGACGAAAAGACAGCAAGAAUGAUGUCAAGUGCAGAGGCAUUUUCCAAACAUGCACAUGAGGUAAUGGUCAAAUACAAGGACAAAAAAUGGUACCAAUUCUGAUUUUCAGCCAGGAAGCUGUCCUUGAGUGUGCUGUAUUGAGAAAUUAGUGGGACAAGCUUCAACAGAAUGGCCUCUUGGCAGAAGUUGUUCCAUGCUGUUUCCUCUUUCCCUUUCCUGUCCAAAGAAGAUAGUAGUUUUCUAAGGCCACUGCAUAGUGGAUCUUUGCAUCUAUCUUGAGUCUUUUCCAAAUGAUCAAUAUCUAACAGGUAACAUUUAACUGGCUUUGAAUAUAAGCUGUAGAAAGGAAAACUCCUGGUUUGAAGCAGCAUGUAUAUAUUAGAUUGUUAAUGCAGUGACAUGAACAAAAUUUUGCAUGAUUAACUGGCUUUCUAUACAAAAAAAGCAAAGCAUGCUAUGACUAAGGAAAGGGGUUUAUUGUUAUGUUCCACAAAUACACAUAGACAUUUUAAA
Messenger RNA from Notechis scutatus (mainland tiger snake), 3831 nucleotides. The record is from RefSeq and is a predicted model, not a curated record. NCBI's taxonomy places the organism in Eukaryota, Metazoa, Chordata, Lepidosauria, Squamata, Elapidae.